Corythoichthys intestinalis (scribbled pipefish) is the source of this 2954-nucleotide messenger RNA. RefSeq names its product nucleoporin 58 (gene nup58). The transcript has 14 exons. NCBI's taxonomy places the organism in Eukaryota, Metazoa, Chordata, Actinopteri, Syngnathiformes, Syngnathidae. Gene Ontology annotation, cellular component: nuclear pore. Bases 333 to 2129 code for a protein of 598 amino acids. The record is from RefSeq and is a predicted model, not a curated record. Gene Ontology annotation, biological process: nucleocytoplasmic transport. Gene Ontology annotation, molecular function: structural constituent of nuclear pore.
AAAAUGCAAUCGUACUUCGUUCAAUUUGUUUAGCAGGCGGGGAAAGGAAAAUCCAUACCAUGCGUGGAUUUGUCCUUUGCGAGUUUUCGAUAUCUAAAAGAGAUAUGCUAGCUGGGAUGUGCAGUGAAGAGCGUUUGGACUGAAGCGGAUUUAAUAUUUAAAUCAUGGGUUGUCUAGAGAAAAACACAAUUUUAGAUUAAAAUUGAACGUCUGUGGCCCACACGCGGGCAUUUUGGUGAAGCUAACUAGCAGUAAUGUGGCUAGUCGCUCGCUGCUAAUGUGGCUAACGUACAUAAUAGCUUGACUUGAAGGUGUUUCAUGCUUGAGGUACAAUGUCUGGAUUUAACUUCGGGACGGGAACACUCGGUGCCACCACCACCGCUGGUGGGGGAUUUUCAUUCGGAGCAGCAACCAGUGCACCUGCGGCUAGUACUGGUGGCUUCUCGUUUGGUAAUGCAUUGGGUGCUGCCGCUGCCACCCCUGCCACGACAACCAGCACAACCACGUCCCUUGGACUAGGAGGAAGUCUUUUUGGCCAGAAACCAUCCGGAGGGUUCUCGUUUAACACGCCGGCCACCGCUGCUGCCGCUCCCACUGCUGGACUAACGUUAGGAGCCCCAGCUGCUACAACAGCCUCAACUGGCUUCGGGCUAACAUUCAACAAACCCACUGGCUCAGCUGCGCCAUUUUCCCUCACCACUGCUACCACCACCUCCGCGUCUGUCCCUGGGGCAGGUUUAACAUUCGGCUCCGUCCUGACAUCGACGGCACCGCAGCAGCCGGCAGCGACAGGCUUCUCGCUCGGGCUUGGGAGCGCGACGACCACAGCGACUGCAGCAACCGUACCUUCGUUGGGCUCGGGCCUCUUUUCCAGCACGGUCGCUACAGGUUUGGGUCAGACCACUCUUGGAGGAGCAGGAGGGGGGUUAACAUUAGGGUCUUUAUUAAGCACCUCGACGGCAGCCCCGGCUCCUAGUAUUGGCCUGGGCGGGAUUGACUUCAGUACCUCCUCUGAAAAGAAGAGUGAUGCCUUAUCUGGAGCCACUGCCCAGGACAGUAAAGCUUUAAAGGAUGAGAACCUGCCUCCAGUCAUUUGUCAAGAUGUUGAGAAUUUCCAAAAGUUUGUCAAAGAGCAGAAACAGGUUCAGGAGGACAUCAGCAGGAUGUCAUCUAAGGCAAUAUCCAAAGUCCAAGAUGACAUCAAGACUCUCAAGCAGCUUAUCUCCGUCAGCGCCAGUGGUCUGCAGCGGCAGGCUCUGGCUAUUGACAAGCUAAAACUGGAAACUGCACAGGAGCUGAAAAAUGCUGACAUAGCACUUCGUACACAAAAGACCCCACCUGGACUGCAGCAUGAAAACACUGCUCCUUCAGAUUAUUUCCGCUGCUUGAUCGAGCAGUUUGAGGUUCAACUGCAGCAGUACCGACAGCAAAUCGAAGAGCUGGAGAACCACCUGACUACACAAAGUAGUGGCUCUCACAUCACCCCUCAGGAUCUGACCAUGGCUAUGCAGAAGUUAUAUCAGACGUUUGUUGCCCAGGCUGCCCAGCUCCAGUCAGUCCAUGAGAAUGUAAAGAUCUUGAAGCACCAGUACCUCUCUUACCGCCGGGCGUUUCUGGAGGACUCGACGGACGUCUUUGAGUCCAAACGGGCGUCAAACAGGAAAUGGCAGAGCACGCUACGUGUGACCACUGGUCCAGCCCCGUUCUCAAGUGUGCCAAACGCUGCAGCGGUGGCCAUGGCAGCCACACUGACCCAGCAACAGCAGCCGAACCCAGGGAACCAGGCACCCUUGGGUGGAGGGUUUGGCAACCCCUUUGCCACAGCAGUGGGCACUAGUUUGGGCUCGACCACUUUGGGAGGUUUUGGUGCAGGGCCAGGAUUUGGUGGGGUGGGGACUGGGGGUUCCUCUUUUGCCUUCGCCUCCACCACUAAGCCUACAGGAGGCAGUCUGAGUGCAGGUUUUGGUGCUACCAGCACCUCAGGCUUUAACUUCAGCAACCCUGGCAUCAACCCCUCAGCAGGACUGACAUUCGGGGUGUCCAACCCGCCCGCUCCCGGUUUCGGCACAGCUGCGCCGUUGCUGCAGCUCAAGAAGCCCCCUGCUGGUAAUAAACGGGGCAAAAGAUGAAAGAAGACCCAAAGAAGUUUAUAUGUUACGCAGUGUUUUUUUCUUAACCUGAUUUUCCAAAAGAAUACACACACUGGACAAACGUUUGGGGUUAGUUUUCCUAUCCUUCAUUAUUGCUUACUGCCUUCCAUUCCAUUCUAUUCUAUUUUAACUAAGAUCUGUAUUCUGAUAGGUCUGUUUGUUACCCAAAGUGCCGCACAUUGGGAAUCAAAAUUUAAGGAAAAUGACAACAUUAUUCAUAAAAAUGCCAUUUAUGAGGUAGGACCAAAUCCUUUUUAGAUAAUGACUUUAGGAUAGAGGUCUACAUAAACUUGCUUUUGGGAAGGUCAGCUUUGUCAUACUGAGCUUGGGUAAAUCUUGUUAAGUUUUGAUAACUUUGCCCCAGCUCCGUCCAGCUUAUCGAGUUAAGGUUAAUAGAAAUGACAAAAAAUAGCCUCAAUAGUUGGCCACUCAGGAGUUCAGCCAGGCAUACUUUUAUUUUUGUAAGAGGUAAAGUGCUAAGUGGAAAUCAUCCUGAUAGUCAUUGAGUCUUGGCACGUUUUUGUUAUUGUUUUGUUUAGACAUGCAAUGAAUAAUUUCGGUCAAACAAAUGCUGUUUAUCUCAAGAUAGUCAAAUCUUACAGAUGCGUUGUUCAGUUUUCAUGCAAACCUUUGUCGUGUGACUGCUAAUGUUCAUGUGUACAAUUGAAACGUUUCUUUGUAUUCAUUUUUGUCUAAUCAGCGAUUUAUGGUUGUUGGACUUUUAUUUUCCGAUCACUAUCUGUACAACUAUUUUGAAAAAGUUGUUUGAUAAUAAACUUUAAUAUAUGAUAAUCCUGUCUGUGG